Messenger RNA from Salarias fasciatus (jewelled blenny), 885 nucleotides. RefSeq names its product rano class II histocompatibility antigen, A beta chain-like. The coding region runs from base 16 to 870 and encodes 284 amino acids. The transcript is spliced from 5 exons. NCBI's taxonomy places the organism in Eukaryota, Metazoa, Chordata, Actinopteri, Blenniiformes, Blenniidae. The record is from RefSeq and is a predicted model, not a curated record.
CUCUGCUCAGUGAAGAUGAAUCCAGUUGCGCCCUACGUGAGGAUCCACUCUGAGACUCGUGACAGCGGCGGCCGCCGCUUGUUGGUCUGCAGCGUCUACGACUUCUACCCCGAAGACAUCCAGGUGGGCUGGCUGAGGGACGGACAGGAAGUCACGGAGGACGUCACGUCCACUGAGCGGAUGGCCAACGCCGACUGGUACUACCAGAUCCACUCCCACCUGGAGUACACGCCCAGGUCUGGAGAGAAGAUCUCAUGUGUGGUUCAUCACGCCAGCCUGAAGGACCCUCUGAUCACCCACUGGGAUCCGUCCUUACCAGAGUCUGAGAGGAACAAGAUCAUCAUCGGAGCCUCUGGACUGACCCUGGGUCUGGUUCUGUCUCUGGCUGGUUUCAUCUACUACAAGAGGAAGGCCCAAGGUCAGAGACCGGAUCAAACCGGUCCAGACCGGUCAGAGACCGGAUCAAACCGGUCCACACCGGUCAGAGACCGGGUCAAACCGGUCCACACCGGUCAGAGACCGGGUCAAACCGGUCCAGACCGGUCAGAGACCGGGUCAAACAGGUUCACAGUGGUCAGAGACCGGGUCAAACUGGUCAGGGACCGGGUCAAACCGGUCCACACCGGUCAGAGACCGGUUCAAACCGGUCCACACCGGUCAGAGACCAGUUCAAACCGGUCCACACCGGUCAGAGACCGGUUCAAACCGGUCCACACCGGUCAGAGACCGGUUCAAACCGGUCCACACCGGUCAGAGACCGGGUCAAACCGGUCCAGACCGGUCAGAGACCGGAUCAAACCGGUCCACACCGGUCAGAGACCGGGUCAAACCGGUCCACACCGGUCAGAGACCGGGUUAAACCCAGAUUAGAUCGUUCUACCAAGU